CAGGAUUCGAAUCGAACGUCCGUCCGGGAUCCCUGCGCUGGCGGAGCGGCGCGCCGGCCAAUCAGCGGCGGCGACUCACGGCCCCCGAACGUUGGGACAGCGGCCCCGCCCCGCGCUGUUGUUUGUGGUGUCGGCCCCGCGGCGGGCGCCGAACCACAACAUUCGCAGGCGGGCGGCCGGGCGGCGUAGCGGCGGCGGCGAGCGCGAGCCCCGGGCGGCCGGCCUCGGCGCCGCUGAGCCCCGCGUCGCGUCAUGUCAGUGAACAUGGACGAGCUGCGGCACCAGGUCAUGAUCAACCAGUUCGUGCUGGCCGCGGGCUGCGCGGCCGACCAGGCGAAGCAGCUGCUGCAGGCGGCCCACUGGCAGUUCGAGACCGCCCUGAGCACGUUUUUCCAGGAGACCAACAUUCCCAACAGUCACCACCACCACCAGAUGCAGAUGUGUACUCCCAGCAACACACCUGCCACGCCACCCAACUUCCCUGACGCACUGGCCAUGUUCUCCAAGCUUCGAGCUUCUGAGGGCCUACAGAGCAGCAACAGCCCCAUGACGGCCGUGGCCUGCUCCCCUCCUGCAAACUUCAGCCCUUUCUGGGCCUCAUCCCCACCUAGCCACCAGGCACCCUGGCUCCCGCCCUCCUCCCCAACCACCUUCCACCGCCUCCACUGCCCACAGCCCACGUGGCCCCCUGGAGCGCAGCAGGGGGGUGCCCAGCAGAAAGCCAUGGCAGCCGUGGAUGGCCAGAGAUGAGACUGGGUGCCGCUGGGCACCAGGCUGGAGCUGGGGGCAGUCCAGGGUUGUGGAGACACAGGAAGGCCAGGGAGGGGGGCUGGGCAGGGUGGGGGUGGGAGUUCCUGAAGAUCGCACUGGAAGAUUUUAUAAAAGGAUUUUUGUGGGUGGGGGGGAGGGCAGUAAACUUCCUGAGCCACUUGGGUCCUUCAGGAGUUUCUCUUCAGGCAAGGUUUUUCCUCUUUUUAAUAUAUAACUAUAAUAUAUAUGAAUAUAUAAAUAUAA
Molecule: messenger RNA, 1014 nt
Organism: Nycticebus coucang (slow loris)
Lineage: Eukaryota; Metazoa; Chordata; Mammalia; Primates; Lorisidae
Gene: UBALD2
Product: UBA like domain containing 2
Exons: 3
Coding region: 253-750 (165 amino acids)
Molecular function (GO): protein binding
Source: RefSeq, a predicted model, not a curated record